Macaca mulatta (Rhesus monkey) is the source of this 2260-nucleotide messenger RNA. NCBI's taxonomy places the organism in Eukaryota, Metazoa, Chordata, Mammalia, Primates, Cercopithecidae. The record is from RefSeq and is a predicted model, not a curated record.
CCUCCGCUCCUCGGUGAGGCCCUGCUCAGCAGGGCGCUGGGCUGAGAAGGGAGUUCAGCCUGCCACGCGUGUCUCUGGUUGCCCACCCUGGGAACUUAACAUGACCAAGAUCAUUGCACACUGUGGCCCCACAGACCCCCUAUGGUCCAGGGGGAAGGAGACAAACCCACUAGUGCCCACAGAGUGCUUGGUGGGACAGAGACCCACGCAGAGCCUUAAGACACCACAAGGAGAGGGGGUCUGGGCCUUCCCCCAGUCAUCUGUCUUGUGCAUCAAGUCACCCCAAACUUCAGAGGCCUGAAACGCAGCAGUCACUCUGCUUCUCCCUCAUGGUUCUGGGGUUGACAGGGCUCAGCCGGGCAGUCCUCCCUUGGGGUCUCCUGGGUAGCUGUCCUCACAGAGUGGUGGGCUGGGACCUGGUGGAGGCGCCCACUCCCAUGUCUGGAAGUUGGUGCUGGCUGUGGCUUGGGCUUUAUCCCAACACGGCAGCUGGGCUCUAAGGGCCAGUGUCCCCUGAGACGUGAGAGCCAGGCAGAAGCUGGGUGACCUUUUCCUGCCAGUGUCCCCUGAGACGUGAGAGCCAGGCAGAAGCUGGGUGACCUUUUCCUGCCUCACCUCAAAAGUCACACGGUGUCUUUUCUGCCGAGUUCUGUGUGUUAGAAGCAUGUCACCAGGCCAGCCUGUGUACAGCGGGGAGAGGAAUGAGAGUCAUCUGCCUGUGGGAGGGGGGCCCAGGACCUGGCAGAAUGCUUGAAACCACAACCUAAGCUGGGAUUCGAAGAAAGAACAGAAGCACCUUCAGAAAACAUCCCGCAGAGGCAGCUUUCCGUGACACAUCCAGCCCCAGUCCACUAAGGGCCCAGCCUCACACUUAGAGACCUCGACCCAGAGGCUCGGGGCGCCGUGUGUACAGAGCGGCUGUGCACCAAGGCCACCAGCUGCUGGAGACUUUAGCAUGGUGUAGCAAGGGCUAGAGCGGUACUGUGUGUGCUCAGUGAGGCAAGGCUGCUGGGGCAGCAAAGGGACAGGACAGCUGGAGCCCCUGCUGUCCCGGUUCACUGAGGAGGAGGAGCUACAGAUGACGAGGAUGCUACAGCGGAUGGAUGUCCUGGCCAAGAAAGCCACAGAGGUGGGCGUGCGGCUGAUGGUGGACGCCGAGCAGACCUACUUCCAGCCGGCCAUCAGCCGCCUGACGCUGGAGAGGCAGCGCAAGUUCAAUGUGGAGAAGCCGCUCAUCUUCAACACGUACCAGUGCUACCUCAAGGAUGCCUAUGACAAUGUGACCCUGGGCGUGGAGCUGGCUCGCCGUGAGUGCUGGCGUUUUGGGGCCAAGCUGGUGCGGGGCGCCUACCUGGCCCAGGAGCGAGCCCAUGCGGCAGAGAUCGGCUAUGAGGACCCCAUCAACCCCACGUACGAGGCCACCAACGCCAUGUACCACAGGUGCCUGGACUACGUGCUGGAGGAGCUGAAGCACAACGCCAAGGCCAAGGUGAUGGUGGCCUCCCACAACGAGGACACAGUGCGCUUCACGCUGCGCAGGAUGGAGGAGCUGUGCCUGCAUCCCGCUGACCAUCAGGUGUACUUUGGACAGCUGCUAGGCAUGUGUGACCAGAUCAGCUUCCCGCUGGGUGAGUGGGGCCCUCCCUGGUGUGAUGGGGUGCGGUUCUGGGCCUGUACCUCAUGGCGUAUCUGCCCCCAUGCAGGCCAGGCCGGCUACAAGUACGUGCCCUACGGCCCCGUGAUGGAGGUGCUGCCCUACUUGUCCCACCGCGCCCUGGAGAACAGCAGCCUCAUGAAGGGCACUCGGCAGCUGCUGUGGCUGAAGCUUUUGCGGUGGCUCCGAACUGGCAGCCUCUUUCAUUGCCGCACCUAGCACCCGCCAGCCCACCCUCGGCCUCCAGGCCCCACCCUGGGCCAUCACCACAGCUGCAGCCAACCCCAUCCUCACACAGAGUCACCUUUUUUCACUCCACAUUUGCAGAGCUGCUGGAGGUGGGGUCAGGUGCCUCCCAGUCCUGCCCAGGGUCUGGGCACUCAGGUGUGGGCCAAACCUGCUACCUGCCUGGGAUAGCUGCAGGGAACGGUUGGGAACUCUCCCCGGAUGUGUGGGCCCAAGGCCCCCACCUCUGUGACCCCCAUGUCCUUGGGCCUAGAGGAUUGUCCGCCUUCUGCCAGGGCCAGCCCACACAGCCCGAGCCCCUCGGGGAGCAGAGGCCGGGCUGGGGAGGCCCUGCCUGGUCAAUAAACCACUGUUGCUGCA